AUGGCUGUGCCGACGGACGACACUCCCGAUAACAACAACUUCAAGGAAGAUGACAUAGACCCCCUCUCGAGAGCUUUGGAUCCUUCAGAACAAAUGUAUUUGGAGGAUGAUACUACUCCAAUGAUGAAAACAAUCAAGUUUAAGGACCUUGAAAAUGCCAGGAAAUUAUGGCCUGACUUUUGCUCCAACCGGAGAGGGUUAUAUAGGCGUGGACAACUUCUCAACUACGGAGAGAAGAGGAACUUGGUUGAUUGUUCAGCUGGAGGUUUCACUGCUGUUCAAAGCAGGAGCAUCCCAGCCGCCCUAUCUGCAGGAGCUGCUGUGGCCGUAACUUCUACACUUUUGGAUGCUGGUGGUCAAAUAACAAGAACUGAUAAUGGGAAGGAGUAUUCCAUUCAUUCACAGAAUAAUCAAUACAAUCUUUAA
Molecule: messenger RNA, 426 nt
Organism: Papaver somniferum (opium poppy)
Lineage: Eukaryota; Viridiplantae; Streptophyta; Magnoliopsida; Ranunculales; Papaveraceae
Product: outer envelope pore protein 16-3, chloroplastic/mitochondrial-like
Exons: 3
Coding region: 1-426 (141 amino acids)
Source: RefSeq, a predicted model, not a curated record